Molecule: messenger RNA, 3159 nt
Organism: Branchiostoma floridae (Florida lancelet)
Lineage: Eukaryota; Metazoa; Chordata; Leptocardii; Amphioxiformes; Branchiostomatidae
Product: S-methyl-5'-thioadenosine phosphorylase-like
Exons: 8
Coding region: 526-1386 (286 amino acids)
Biological process (GO): nucleoside metabolic process
Cellular component (GO): cytosol
Molecular function (GO): S-methyl-5-thioadenosine phosphorylase activity
Source: RefSeq, a predicted model, not a curated record
AGGGGUAGUAUUUCUGACAGUUUAUAGUUGUUACCAUAUAAAUACAGUUUAUUGUCAUUAUUGCGAUCCCAUGCGUUGUUUCCAAGAGCAUUUGAUCACGUGAUGCAAUGUAUCAAAUAUUUUGUUGUCAUGACAACCAUAGGCAAGUCUCGCGAGAACAGCAAGAACAUUUAACCUUUAACCUUCCGGGUUUGAAGGCGAUAAAACCACAUUCAUUCAACAAAGUAAAAACAAAGCGUGAAACUCAAAUCUGAAAUAUGAAUUAUACUUAAAUCAUGUAUCACAUGAAAAAUUAACUUUUCAGACUGGAUAUUGCACUAAAAUGACUCAAAGUAACAAUUAAACUUAGAUAUCUAUCUUUAACAUGUCUAAAUUAGUGAUUUGCUGCCCUCUGCCCAACUAGUUUUGAGUACUCACGUGCUGCUAUAUUUAGUUCACAACGUUUUUAUACCAACAAGAGUAUCGUCGUUGCAGAACUGCACUCACUGAAGCUACCCAAAGGUCCUGGCCUUGUGAGAAUAAAAGAUGGAAGCCAAAUCAGCGCCAAGGAAAAUAAAGAUCGGCAUUAUUGGAGGUUCAGGACUGGACAACCCAGAUAUCCUGGACAACAGGAGAGAGAAGCAUGUGGACACGCCCUAUGGAAAGCCGUCUGAUGCCCUGAUCCUGGGUGAUGUCGGAGGUGUGGAAUGUGUCCUUCUGGCCAGGCAUGGGCGAGGCCACACUGUCAUGCCUACCAACAUAAACUUCCGAGCCAAUGUCCACGCCCUGAAGGCUGAGGGCUGUACUCACCUGAUCGUCUCUACAGCCUGCGGGUCGCUCAGAGAAGACAUCCAUCCAGGAGACAUGGUCAUCCUGGACCAGUUCAUUGAUCGGACAACGAAACGUGCCACAACAUUUUACGACGGCAACCCUGGCAGUCCUCUGGGUGUGUGUCACCUUCCGAUGGACACACCUUUCUGUCCUCACACCAGAAAAAUACUGAUUGAUGUUUGCAAGGAGUUGGAAAUCAGGCACCAUGAAAGCGGCACCAUGGUCACCAUCGAGGGGCCUCGCUUUUCAUCGCGUGCGGAGAGCAAGAUGUUCCGCAUGUGGGGCGGUGAUGUCAUCAACAUGACCACGGUGCCGGAGGUCGCCCUGGCCAAGGAGGCGGGACUGUGCUACGCUGCAGUUGCCAUGGCAACAGAUUAUGAUUGUUGGAGGGAUGAUCCAGGACACCAUGUGAGUGUUGAGGCUGUGCUGAAGGUGUUUAAGGGCAAUGCUGAGAAGGGAGUCCGCAUCUUUAAGUCUGCCAUUCCCAAGAUUGCCCAGCGGGACUGGUCAGCUGUGCUGGAGGAGAACAGGGUGACAGUUUCCAGCUCUAUCAUGCUGCCACCAUCUGAAGGAUAACCUAGUCAACAGCAACAGGCUCUGCCUUCAUUGUACCUCACUUUAAAAGGUCUUAUCUGCCUUGACCAAAGACAUCAAGGCAUUCUCACUUCACUUCACAAUAUUUAUAUAAUAUGGGAAAUUAGAAAGGCUCAGGUCUGUUACAUAACUCUGAACCAGAGUUGUUAUAUGUCUAAAUUCUAUCAAUGUCAACUGACUUCCAAAUUGUUGUCUCCCCUUCUGAUGGUUUAUCUACUGUAUCUAGGGCAUGGUAUUGGAAGGUGGAGUCCAAUCUUCUCCUCCCGCUGCCUUUAUCUUCUCAACCAAAAUCAGGUACUCAUUUUUACACCUGAACCUGAGUGAAGGGAGUAAAGAUAUGUUAAUGUGCCUUUCUCAAGGGCACAAUAUUGGCAGCAUGUUAGAGGAUUCAAACCAGAACCUCUGGGUCCUGGGGAACAAAACUGUUAUGACAACACAACACCACAGAGUAUGCCUAAACUAACAGCAAUAUUAAAGCCAGAUAUGGUGAUAGACUAGACACAGUGUCAAAAUAGUUACUAUGACUAUCAGAGGCAAUGAACUGCUAGAUUGAACAAAGCAAUAAUGGCAAACACUGCUCUACAAUACACAGUGAUUCAGGGAGUCAAUAAAUCAAAUUUCUGCACAAUAUUCUUAUGUAGCAAAACUGCUUUCAAAUCAGAAAUGGAAAUUGCUAACAAUGUGUUUUGAUUUUAAGUUGUCAUUAGUUUAAGUUAUCUUUAUGUUUCAGUCAAAGUGGGAAAAUGCAACUUUAUAAGGUGUCUGUUGUGUGGUUAUAUUACAUGUACACAUUUAUAAGGGAGGUAAAGCUAUUAGUUAUCAGCUACUCUAGCAAAAUUAUAUCCUCAUACAGAAGAUAAGGAUAUUGAGGAAAGCAAUAGCAAAAUUAUACUUUUCAUAUUACAUGUUCAACAAGAUUACAAGAGAUAAUAUUCUCUUAUUGUGCAAACUUCCAGUUAGUAUGGUUGGUAUAGUAUAGUAUGUGUUCAUGGAUAUAUUUAACAGAUUAAGGUUUUUCAUAAGCUUAAGUGGUUUCUGAAGUAUUGCUCUUAAAAAGAUAAAAGCAUAGCAACUUGCAUUUCUUUCCUUUUGUUAUUGUCAUUGCUUGUCUUUCAUUAGUUAGUGUUAAUCAACAAAAUUUGUCAAGUCAACUGAUGUUUUAGUAUAUUACUAUACCAGGGACUGUAAUGUUACAGUUGUGUGUGAAUACCAUGAAUGAAUGAAUGCAUUGCCAGGGACUGUACAGUUGUGUGUGAAUGUCAUUCAGUACCAGGGACUGAAAUGUUACAGUUGUGUGUGUGAAUACCAUUCAGUACCAGGGACUGAAAUGUUACAGUUGUGUGUGUGAAUACCAUUCAGUACCAGGGUCUGAAAUGUUGCAGUUGUGUGUGUGUGAAUACCAUUCAGUACCAGGGUCUGAAAUGUUGCUGUUGUGUGUGCACAUGUGAAUACUAUUCAGCACAAGGGACUGUAGUGUUACAGUAGUGUGUGUGAAUACCAUUCAGUACCAGCUAUACAGUUGUGUGAGAAUGCUGUUCAGUGCCAGGGAUUGUGCAGUUGUGUGUGAAUGUCAUUCAGUGCCGGGCACUGUACAGCUGUGUGUGAAUUAAAUUUAAUGCCAUGGACUGUACAAUUGUGUGUGAAUACCAUUCAGUACCAGAGACUGUAAUGUUACAGUUGUGUGUCAGUACCAUGGGCUGUAAAAUGUGUGUUUGUGAAUACAGUUCAGUACCAGGGACUGUACAUUUGUGUAUG